AUGGACGGGGAUGAGAACCAGGACUCGGAGUCCAGCAGCAGGACCAAAGCGGGAUCUUCCUCCGCUGGUCUGCAGAAUCAUAAAGGAAGACCCAAAAGACACUGCUGUGAUGAUUGCAAGCAAGUCUUCACCACUUCAGCAAACCUGAAGAUCCAUAGGAGAACUCACACUGGUGAUAAACCGUACAGCUGUGAUCAGUGUGGAGCGGCUUUUGGCCGACAAGGUCACCUAACGAGACACCAACGUAUUCACACUGGAGACAAGCCUUACAAAUGUGAUCAGUGUGGAGCGGCUUUUACCACAUCAAGUAGUCUAAGAGUCCACCAACGUAUUCACACUGGAGACAAGCCUUACAAAUGUGAUCAGUGUGGAGCGGCUUUUGCCCGACAAAAUACCCUAACCACACACCAACGUAUUCACACUGGAGACAAGCCAUACAGAUGUGAUCAGUGUGGAGCGGCUUUUGCCCGACAAGAUACCCUAACCACACACCAACGUAUUCACACUGGAGACAAGCCUUACAAAUGUGAUCAGUGUGGAACGGCUUUUACCACAUCAAGUAGUCUAAGAGUCCACCAACGUAUUCACACUGGAGACAAGUCAUACCAAUGCGAUCAGUGUGGACAGCUGGACAACCGGACGUCCUCCAGGUAUUUUAUCCUCUAUUUGGGUUUGGGGAUGCGGCUGCAGAGACUGCUGGGGUCACUGUUGGUUGGUUUUGAUCCUCACAGCAGAAUAAGUCACCACAUCUUCUUCCUCCUUGACCUGAAAUGA
Cololabis saira (Pacific saury) is the source of this 774-nucleotide messenger RNA. Its product is annotated as zinc finger protein 239-like. Bases 1 to 774 code for a protein of 257 amino acids. The transcript has 3 exons. The record is from RefSeq and is a predicted model, not a curated record. Gene Ontology annotation, molecular function: DNA-binding transcription factor activity; RNA polymerase II cis-regulatory region sequence-specific DNA binding. Gene Ontology annotation, biological process: regulation of transcription by RNA polymerase II. Lineage: Eukaryota; Metazoa; Chordata; Actinopteri; Beloniformes; Belonidae.